UGUCUUCUCUAGGAUACAGCUCGUUUCCCUCCUCGUCUCAGUGCUUCUCUCUCUUCCCACUCAAGUGUAUCAGAUCCGGCUCUCCGGCACAACUCUCCGAGGAUGAGUCCUCCAGAAAGCUCCAGCCACUGAUGCCCGUUCCCCAGCUCAUGGCUGCCCAGGACCACUCAACUCUCGUGGGCUUCCCUGGUGCGGACCUGCCCUCUCUAAAGUGGAUCCUCAGCCGAACACAAGCUCAAGCGUGGCUCCUUUAGGUUUAUUCAGACCUCGUCUUUCAGCUUUACCAUCUCACCGAGAACAAGACCUUUAGAGCCGAAGCUUUCAGACUGCUAGAGGAAGCGAGGACAAUCAUAUAUAAAGAUGGAACAGGAGAUUUCAAAAGUGCAGCGCAAGAUGUCGGACCUGGAGUCAGUUUUGCAGCAGAAAGACGUGGAGCUUCAGGCUUCAGAAACCCAGAGGACCAUUUUAGAACAAGACCUGGCCACCUACAUCACAGAGUGCAGUAGUUUGAAGCGCAGUUUGGAGCAGGCCCGCAUGGAGGUGUCGCAGGAGGAUGAUAAAGCUCUGCAGCUGCUGCACGAUAUACGGGAACAGAGCAACAAACUGCAGGAAAUCAAAGAACAGGAGUACCACGCUCAGCUGGAGGAAAUGCGAGUGUCUAUUCGUCAGCUGGAAGAGAACCUGUCCGCUGCUCGCCGUCGCAGUGACCUGUACGAAUCUGAGCUGAAAGAGUCUCGUCAGACCAGCGAGGAGCUCAAGAGGAAGGCUGUGGAAUACCAGCAGAAGAUUCAGAAGGCUAAAGAACAAGGCAAAGCUGAGAUGGAGGAGCUUCUGACCAAAUUACAGAAGACCAAUGCAGAGCAACAAGCAAAGACGGAAGAACUCCAGGAGAAGCUUGCCAAGGCCGUGAAGGCGAGCACCGAAGCCACGGAUCUCCUGCAGAACGUACGUCAUGCUAAAGAGCGUCUGGAGCGAGACCUGGAGCGUCUGCAGACUAAAGAGGACUCCACCGACAGCCUGCGCAGACGCCUGCGAGAGACUGAGGAUGGCAGGAAAACCCUGGAGAACCAGGUGAAGAGACUGGAGAUUGUGGAACGGAGAGAAACUAAACUGAAAGAAGACAUUCAGACCAAGUCACAGCAGAUCCAACAGAUGGCCGAUAAAAUCAUGGAACUGGAAGAGAACUUGCGUGACACGCAAGCAACAGCUCAGCGAAUGGAAGCACACCUGGAACAGAAGGAAAGGCUUUACGAAGACAAGAUCAAGGUGUUAGAGACUCAAAUGAAGGCUGAUUUGGCUGAAAAGGAAUUGCUGGAGUCCAAGCAGAGCGCUUUUGAGGAGGAGGCUCGCGAGCGGGGAAAAGUGAUCAGUGACCAGACAGCGACGAUCAAUGCCAUGGAGUCAAAGAUGACCAAUCUGGAGCAGAGAAUCGCCGAGCUGUCCGAGGCCAACAAACUGGCAGCCAACAGCAGCCUUUACACGCAGAAAAACAUGAAAGCCCAAGAGGAGAUGAUCUCUGAACUCAGGCAGCAGAAGUUCUAUCUGGAAUCUCAGGCUGGAAAACUGGAGGCCCAGAAUGCAAAGCUGGAGGAACAUCUGGAGAAGCUGACUCAACAGGAACAGACUAACAAGAGCAGAGUGCUGGAGCUGGAGGCCAGACUCAGAGAGAUGGGUCUGGAACACGAGGAGCAGAAGCUGGAGAUCAAGCGGCAGGUGUCGGAGCUCACGCUGUCACUGCAGGAGAGAGAAGCUCAGAUCAGCAGCCUGCAGACGGCCCGUCACGCGCUAGAGAUCCAGCUCCAUCAGGCCAAGACCGAGCUGGAGGAGACGACUGCAGAGGCCGAGGAGGAGAUCACCGUCCUCAGGGCCCAUCGGGACGAAAUCCAGCGGAAGUUUGAUGCCCUGCGGGACAGCUGUGCGGUGAUCACGGACCUGGAGGAGCAGUUGACGCAGCUCACGCAGGAAAACGCAGACCUCAACCGACAGAACUUCUACCUGUCCAAACAGCUGGACGAGGCGACGGACGAGAACGAGGAGAGACUGCAGCUCAAGCAGGACCUGGAGCGCCUGCGCCGCGAGGUGGCCGACCGAGAGAUGCACCUCAACAACCAGAAACAGAACAUCGAGACACUGAAGACGACAUGUACAAUGCUGGAGGAGCAGGUGCUGGAGUUGGAGACACUAAACGACGAGCUCCUGGAGAAGGAGAGACAGUGGGAGAACUGGAGAUCUGCCCUGGACGAGGAGAAGAACCAGGCCGAGCGCAGAACCAGAGACAUACAGAGACAGCUGGACAACGAGAAGCAGAACAGACUCCGCGCAGAGCAGCGCAACUCUGAGUCUCGACAGACAGUCGAACUGGCAGUGAAAGAACACAAAGCGGAAAUCCUGGUCCUGCAACAGGCCCUGAAAGACCAGAAACUCAAAGCUGAAGGUCUUUCUGACACCCUGGGCGAUCUGGAGAAGAAACACGCCAUGCUGGAGAUGAACGCGCGCAGCCUGCAGCAGAAGCUGGAGAGCGAACGAGAACUCAAACAGAGGCUCAUGGACGAGCAAGCGAAACUGCAGCAGCAGCUGGACAUGCAGAAGAGCCACAUCUUCAGACUGACUCAAGGACUGCAGGACGCGCUGGACCAGACCGACCUUCUGAAGACUGAGCGAACAGACCUGGAGUACCAGCUGGAAAACAUACAGGCGGCGUAUUCUCACGAGAAGGUCAAGAUGGAGGGGACCAUCACCCAGCAGAGCAAGCUCAUAGACUUCCUGCAGGCCAAGGUAGAGCACCCCUCUAAGAAGAAAAAGGGGCUUUUUGGUGGCCGGCGUCGAGAGGAUCUGUUGGCGGCUCUCGCGGCUCAGGGUCAAACGCAGGCGUCCGCCGUGCCCUCCGGGACCCCUGUUCCCCUGCAGUACAGCGACCUGAAGACCGCGCUGGAGAAAGAGCGGGCCCGCAGCUCAGAGCUUGAAGAAGUGCUGCAGAAAACACGCCUGGAGCUCAGAGAGGUUCAGUUUAAUAAAGCUAUGGAGCACAGCGGUCCUCCAGCUACCCCGGGUCUGGCUCGCCAGCAGCUCAUGAUGUCCACCAAAUCCAACAAGUCCCCUGAGCACCAGCCCAGCCUGAUGUCGUCCAGCUCCGGCCGCAGGAAAGAUGCUGCCAAUCCUGAAGAAAUAAGGAGAGUCACUUCUGAAAAGUACACCAGACGUGUGAAGGACAGGGUCCAUCACAACACUCCUCACCGCUUCACGCAGGGGCUCAACAUGAGGGCGGCCCGCUGCACCGUGUGUCUGGACACAGUCCAUUUUGGACGGCAGGCCGCGACCUGCAUUGAAUGCCAUGCUUUGUGCCACCCGAAAUGCUCCCCGUACCUCCCAGCCACCUGUGGCGUUCCCACCGAGUACGCGCUGCAUCUGUCCGAGGCUCUGUGUCGGGAGAAGGGAAGCUCCUCCGGCCUGAAAGACGCUGGCGGACACAUGAGGCUGGAAGGGUGGCUGAAGCAGCCCAGAAAUGGGAAGCGUGGUCAGGGCUGGGAGAGGAAGUACGUGUUGUUGGAUGGAUAUAAAGUGAUCACGUACGAGACAGAACCAAGAGACGAGUCGGUGAAGGCGCUCGAUGAGUUUGAGUUGUGUCUCUCUGAUGGAGAAGUGACUGUUCAUUCUUCUGUCGGCGCCUCUGAGCUGCCCAACACUGCCAAGACAGAUGUGCCGUACGUGCUGAAGCUGGAGUCGUCUCCUCAGUCGACGUGCUGGCCCGGGCAGACUCUGUACCUCAUGACUUCAGGAUUCUCCGAGAAACAGCGUUGGGUGGCCGUGCUGGAAGCCAUCGUGGCCAGCAGUCGUGGAGCGAGAGAGAAAGCUGAAGCAGAUGCUAAAUUGUUGGGUAACUCUUUACUGAAGCUAGAAGGAGACGACCGUCUGGAUAUCAACUGCACCCUCCCAUUGACUGACCAGAUUGUGUUGGUAGGCUCAGAGGAGGGUCUCUACGCCCUGAACGUGAUUAAAAACUCCCUCACUCACAUCCCGGGACUGGGAUCCGUGUUUCAGAUCCACAUCAUCAAGGACCACGAAAAGCUGCUGAUGAUCGUGGGGGAUGAGCGUGCACUGUGUCUGGUGGAGAUUAAGAAGGUGAAACAGUCUUUGUCCCAGUCUCACCUCCCCACACUGCCAGAGAUUGUGCCGUAUAUCUUUGAGACCGUCAAGGGCUGUCAUCUGUUUGCCACAGGCAGGAUCGAAAAUGGUCCAUGCAUUUGUGCCGCAAUGCCCAAUAAAGUCACCAUUCUGCGAUACAACGACAAUCUGAACAAGUUCUGCAUACGGAAGGAGAUCGAAACUCUCGAGCCGUGCAGCUGUAUCCACUUCACCAGCUACAGCAUCAUCAUUGGUACCAAUAAAUUCUACGAGAUUGAGAUGAAGCAGUGUGUUCUGGAUGAGUUCCUGGACAAGAAUGACGUGUCGCUGGCGUCGGCUGUGUUCACUGGAUCCUCCCAUUGUUUCCCAAUCUCCAUCGUCCAGGUGUCCAGCACUCCGCAGAAGGAAGAAUAUCUGCUCUGCUUCCACGAGAUCGGUGUGUUCGUGGAUGCUUAUGGUCGAAGAAGUCGCCCUGAUGAUCUCAAGUGGAGUCGACUUCCCCUGACAUUCGCUUUCAGAGAGCCGUAUCUGUUUGUGACCAACUUCAACUCGCUGGAUGUGAUUGAGAUUCAGGGACAUGCAGCUCUUGGGCCUCCCAGUUUCGCUCACCUGGACAUUCCUAACCCCCGUUACCUGGGACCGGCCAUAUCGUCUGGCGCCAUCUAUCUGGCCUCGUCCUACCAGAACAAGCUGCGGGUCAUUUGCUGUAAGGGUAGUCUGGUGAGAGAGUCUGGGGAACUGCAAAGGACCGGCUCCAGCAGGAGCAGCCCAAACAAGCGUGGGCCGCCCACGUACAACGAGCACAUCUCCAAACGCCUGGCCUCGGGUCCCGGGGCCCAGGAGGGGCCGCUUCACCGUGAGCCGAGCACUCCUCACCGCUACCGCGAGGGGCGUACCGAGUUCCGGCGGGACAAAUCUCCGGCCCGGCCUCUGGAGCGCGAGAAAUCCCCCGGUCGAGCUGUGCUAGACAGCCGAAGAGAGCGCUCGCCCGGGCGCUUCGAGAGCAGCGGCAGCGAGAGAGACCGAGAGCGCUCGCGGCUUCACACUAGCUCUGUACGCACCCAGCUGACGCCCGUCAACAAGGUUUGGGACCAGUCUUCAGUCUGAGAACGUCCCGGAGGGAUGACGUCCACUUCCAGCGUGGAUUUAACAGGCGCUCCGUAAAACUCUGAACUGUCUCAUCUUCUCAUGCCUGUAACCGUGAACCGAGCCAUGUCGUGUCACUCGAGUCUGGGACGUUGUGCUGCUGAUGUUGUCAAAUCUGUCCACGCUGUAACCAUUCAUGAAGGUCCAUUGUGAACUUGAAGGAGUAUCUCGGGCUCUUUAAUAGCAUUUCCUGGCAUAAUCACAGAAAAUCAUUUUAACUCUUCCAUUACUUUAUUUGGAGUAAAAAUGGUGGUUACAGUAAUACAUUUACAAUGGGACUUUAUGAAGACUCUACAGGCAAAACCCAUGGCUUUGUAACUACUUAUACUGUAGGCUACUAACUAGGAUACUAAAAAUACAUUUGAUAUAGGAAGCAUCCUUAAAAACAAACUGUUCAUCCUGUUCUACUAAAACUAUACUAAACUUGCACGUUUUAUUCAUAUUUAUUUACUGAAGGUAAAUGUUCAUAUAGUAUUUGUAAAACAUGGUGAAAAUAUUGUUGAAAAUCUUACAUGAAUGAAACAAGAAUCUGGCUUUUUCCAGUGUUCGUAUUUCUGUAAUAUUUAAAUAGAUAAUGGCUCUUUUUGCAUAUAUAACCAUGACUUUCAGAAAACAUAAUAAAACACUCCGCCGUCCAUUUGCUGGCUGGGACACUGUGUUAUUUAUUCUUCAUGUAAAUUCUGGUAUCCCACAUUUACUGGCUUUACAUAAUCAUAAGUUAUGUCAUUGGAUAAAUAACUGCACUGUCGAGUUUAGCUUGCAUUAAAAACGUACUUUCAUUGUAUUUUACUGUAACCACCAUUUUAGUUUAGAAAAAAUUAUGAUCUGUGGUAAUCACAAACCACAAAUGCUGUAGAUUUAUAUUGAACCCGAGAUAUUCCUUUAACCCCGUGAUUAGCACAUUGUAAAUAUGGUGAUUUCAACUUUUAUAGCUAAACGGAACUUGACUGAUAAGCAAUGAAGUCUAUUUUUAUGCUAAUUAAACUGUUUCGACAGUUGAAAUGGGUUUCCUACAGAAAAGUACAGAAGAGGUUUAUUCCCUUUGUGUUGUAUGCUAAUGUGGUAAACAGUCAAUUUGGCUGCUCUUGUUUUUUAAGAUAUAUUUGACUGACAUUGUCGAACCUACUGCACAUUGUAUAUUUUUAUGCUAAUAGAGUUUGAGCUUGUAAAUCUUUUCAAGGAGACACGUCAUGUUCUCGCUACAAGUGUCCUUGUGAUGUUCAAGUGAACUUAUCGUAUUUUGUUGGAAAUAACGAAGCUUUCGUCGACACACAGGAGGCUCUUCUGGAAAUGUCUGCUUCCUUUCGCGUUAACGGAUGUCCUGUUGAGCUGUGUGAUGAUGAUGAUGAUGAUGAUGAUAGAAGACCUGUCGUUCCUCAAGCUCAGUUAACGGCAUUUCGAGUUCAUGGGUAAUUGUAACUAAACACCUGAGUGAUCCUAUCAAACGCAUGAUAAAUCUGACUUGGGACGUCCCGUUAUGUACUAACAAACGUUACCUUAUAUUGAUAAUCGAUGUUUUUCAACCUAAGGCUGCUUACCUUGAACUUUCUUUUUUGUAUAAAGAAAUUACACUAUUAAAGUAUGAGCCAUACACUGUA
Messenger RNA from Pimephales promelas (fathead minnow), 6866 nucleotides. It is a transcript of the gene citb, whose product is annotated as citron rho-interacting serine/threonine kinase b. The record is from RefSeq and is a predicted model, not a curated record. NCBI's taxonomy places the organism in Eukaryota, Metazoa, Chordata, Actinopteri, Cypriniformes, Leuciscidae.